AUGUACAAGAUUGAAAAAGACUACGGUAGCUACAAACAUAAAUUUCAGCACGUCCAUGGGGUACUUCAAGAGGUGAAGGUGUUGCAGGACGCCGGGCAACACAUUAAUGACAUGUGGUUGAAGCGAAAGGUUCUAGAAAAUCAGGGAAACACUGAGCACGACAAGAGUAACAGCUUUGAUGCCGAGGAUGUGGAAGGCACAUGGGGUCGGGUGGACGCACGGGCACACUCCUACAAAGCACGGCUUAAGGGCAUGGACUACGACGGUAGCGCCAACCUCAGCAGUGCGCUGCCAGACGUGACGGAGGACGCGCCGCUUGAUAUGAAGAAGACAAUACGGAAGAUUGCCCCGCUUGUGAAGGAUGGAGAAAAGAUACUUGCGAGUUUUCCUGGUGCACCGUAA
Molecule: messenger RNA, 402 nt
Organism: Trypanosoma rangeli
Lineage: Eukaryota; Euglenozoa; Kinetoplastea; Trypanosomatida; Trypanosomatidae
Exons: 1
Coding region: 1-402 (133 amino acids)
Source: RefSeq, a predicted model, not a curated record